AUGCUGAUAUCUCCACAAAUACUGAUGCGACCCAAUAGCGGCCUGCGCUGGAACGAUCGACUGGUUGCCACCAAGGCCAUGCAGGAGUUGCAACCCGUGCCCCGUGCCGGUUACGGCCCGGCCGUCGAUGACGCGACGCUGCGCCAGACCCUGUACAACGACCUGCGCACCAACUUUCACCCCAGCAGCACGACGGCCAUGCUGCCGCGCAACCACGGCGGUGUUGUCGACAACCAGCUGCGUGUGUACGGCGUGCAGGGCCUGCGCGUUGUCGAUGCUAGUGUCUUCCCCACGAUUCCCGGCGGUCAUCUCCAGGCUGCCGUCUAUGCCACCGCCGAAAAGGCAGCCGAUCUUAUCCGUGGAUCCCAGAGCGAUGCCUCCCAGAGCUGUACUACCCAGAGUGGUACCACCCAGGGCAAAACCUCCCAGAGCUGGACCAAUAACACCUCUGUCAUCAACAACAGCCACGCUGGCGAUCUUGUCGGAGAUGUCGACGGUGUCGCCAGCCGUGCCAUGAUCCCGUGCGACCUUCUUGGAGUUGACCUCGUAGCUCCCAGUUUAGCCACGGAUAUCGAACCAAUCCACAAGAUCCAUGCUAAAGGCGACAGAAAAGCAUCGAGUCCCGCGCCCAGCUACGAGGACGAUAGCGCGAAUGGUAGAGAAUACGAGAUUGAGGAACUCCUCGACCACCGCAUGGCUAAUGACGGAAGCGGUGCCGUAGAACUUCUUAUUCUGUGGGCCGGCGAGAAGAAGGAAGACGCUACCUGGGAGCCCGAAGACGAGAUCCAGAGAGAUGCUGAAGAGAGCCUCUACAAGUACUGGGAAUCACAAGGCGGCCGGGUCAAUGCUCUAUUCAGGCAGCCUAGUAAUGCUCGGGACGACUCAUACUAUGUGCUCAAGCUGCUACGGCAUGACCGGGCCCCUCAAGGAGGUAUCCAGUUCGAGGUGCAGUGGGUUGGGCACCGUUCCACGCCAGAUGAAACGUCAAUGGAGCACGAGUCCAAGCUCAUGAGGGUUGCGCCCGAGCUGUUGCAGGAAUACUGGGACGGUGUUGGGGGCCGCGAACAUUACGCCUUGAAACGCGGUCGGCCCAGAAAGCCACGAACCGCAGUGAAUUAA
Messenger RNA from Anthostomella pinea, 1119 nucleotides. The record is from the annotation of a GenBank genome assembly. Lineage: Eukaryota; Fungi; Ascomycota; Sordariomycetes; Xylariales; Xylariaceae.